AGCCCUGACACCUGUGCUCACCCCAUCAGCAUGGCGCAGGCGGGGAGUCUUGUACGCCUGCCCCCAGCCGAGGGCUGCACUGCCUCACCCACACCUUUCUCCCACCAUGGGGACCGCAGGCCCUGGCCACCCAUCUCCUCCAGCCCUGAACCAGGCCGGCACAGCCCCCCACGCUGCCUCACCCCCAACCUCAAUGCUGGUCGCCUGCACCUCCUGCGCAAGGGCCUGGCCCCCGAGACCCACCGCUGCCCCCCUGGCCUCUACAACAGCACCGGCUCCUUGGCUCGCAAGCCAACAGAGAUGGGGUCUUUUGGCAACGGGGGCUGCCCGGGUGGGGGGCGGCUGACAGCCCCCUGCACCCCGCGGAGGGGCCAUCCUGCCCCAAGUUUCACCUCGCCCGGCAGCCGCAGCCCACUGGUGGCCCCAGAGGGACGCAGCUCCGUUGUCACCUUCCGCUUCAUCGAGAAGGCCAGCGUGCGGCCCCUCAGCGGGCCCCAGGAGAAUGGCCCCGCAGAGCCCGCUGGGGGCUGGCGUGUGCCACCUGGGCAGCCCCAGCCCCAGGAACAGCUGCUCCGCAGACUGAAGCUGGAGGCCUCUGCGUCUGACCCGCUCCUGGCUGGCUGCAGGUCCCCAGGGGAGACACGUCCCCACGAAGGCAGAAGGGAUCCCCAUUCUCUCACCACCAGCUGCCUCUUCGGCUCCCUCACCAAUGGGCUGCAGGCCCCGCCACAGGACGUCCCCACCAGCCCCCGGCCCCAGGGCAGCGCCUGGCCGUGCCCCCGGCAGAGCUCAGCUCAUGCCCAGCGUAUCGCCCGUGCCAAGUGGGAGUUUUUCUAUGGCUCGCUGGGUGCCCCGAAAACAGGCUCCUCAGCCUCCGACACUGAGCCUCCACUGCAGCCCAGCCACCCACUGCCUGCAGAGCCACCCAGCUCGCUUCCCAAGCAUGGCCUGAGCCAUGUGGAGGUGGAGAUCGAGGUGUCCCCAGCAGGCAGCAAGGAGCAGGGCUCCUGUGAGACGGGCAUCAUUAGGAGGGCUGUGAAGUACUCCGAGACAGAUCUGGACACCGUGCCGCUCCGCUGCUACCGCGAAACCAACAUUGACGACAUCCUGGCUGAGAGGGAUGAGGUGGAUUCUGCUAUUGAAAGCCAGAAGGACAGCGAGAGCAACCCCAGCUUUGCAGGGACUCCAGGCAGGAGGGACAGCAUGCCUGAAGGGAACCCUGAGCACGGUAUCCCGAGCACAAAGGAUGGAAUGCAUGACAGAAACGACAGAGACGCAGAUGAGGACGACGAGGUGUUUGAGGCCACGAUGAAAGAGAGCAGGGAAAGGAUCAUGGAUCGAGACACACAGGGUAUGCUCAAGUCUCCAGUGCCCUUCCUGCUAGGGCACAGCCUCUCCAAGGAUGGCAUGGACUCUUUCAGCAAGCAUUUUGAGAGCAUCAUGGAGUCCCAUCGAGCCAAAGGCACAUCUUACACCAGCCUGGACUCCAUUGACAUCCUCUCCUCCCCAGCCCACACUCAUGGGACCUUUUUCACUUUUGAUCUCCCAACCCUCACCCCAGAAGUACAGGGACAGAUACGAGACAGUGUGAAGCUGAUCGAGGAGAACUUUGCUCCUCUGGCUCACUUGGAGCCGGACUCUGGGACCAGUUCAGCCACCGAUGCCCCCUGGACUGAGAGGGAGGAGGAGAGGGGGAGGCGAAGGAAGGGUGCUCGGCACAGCCCUUGCUGCUCAGAGGACAGCUUUGGUACUCCCUUGGCCUCCAACAUGAGGCCGCACUCCCCCCCCACUGCCGUCCUUGCUGCCCGCCUCAGCCCUCUGCAUGGCGGCGGCAGCAGAACAAUGCCACCCACUGUGGGGACACUGGGCAGCGCUGCAGCUGCUGUGGCCUCCAGCAGCUCCGCGGGGCUGGGAUUGUUCCUGGACAAUGGGGAUGGGCAGCGCAAAGCCAAGCUGGCUGCUCUGCACGCACAGGUGCUGCAGAAGUUCUUGGUGUAUGUACAUUGGAACGGCAAGAGGCAAGCAAACCCCAACUGCUGUGAUGUCUGUCCAGCAUCCUCUGGAACAACAGUGAGUCAGACCCGUAAAAAUGAGAAAGAAGUCCAAGUCUGA
Lagopus leucura (white-tailed ptarmigan) is the source of this 2112-nucleotide messenger RNA. Its product is annotated as PH and SEC7 domain-containing protein 1-like. The record is from RefSeq and is a predicted model, not a curated record. The coding region runs from base 31 to 2112 and encodes 693 amino acids. Lineage: Eukaryota; Metazoa; Chordata; Aves; Galliformes; Phasianidae. The transcript has 6 exons.